GACUUCUCUUUGGAACUGAGGCCUGGGCAGAUGACGGCUUUGGUGGGGUGUUCAGGGGGAGGCAAGACCACCUGUGUGGGGCUACUGGAGCGGUUCUACCAGGCCCAGGAGGGAGAGAUACUGCUGGACGGACAACCACUACAGGAUUAUCAACACAAAUACCUGCACAGGAAGGUGGCCAUGGUGGGACAGGAGCCUGUUCUCUUCUCUGGUUCAGUGAGAGACAACAUCACCUACGGGCUGGGGGAGUGCUCCAUGAAACAAGUUAAGGAGGCCGCCCGCAAAGCCAACGCUCACGAGUUCAUCUCAAAGCUGGAGAAAGGCUACGACACAGAUGUGGGUGAGAGGGGAGGCCUGCUGUCGGGCGGUCAGAAGCAGCGUAUAGCCAUCGCCCGGGCGCUGAUCAGAGAGCCGCAGGUGCUCAUACUGGAUGAGGUCACCAGCUGCCUGGACACGGAGAGCGAACAAAUG
Messenger RNA from Engraulis encrasicolus (European anchovy), 471 nucleotides. RefSeq names its product ABC-type oligopeptide transporter ABCB9-like. The record is from RefSeq and is a predicted model, not a curated record. Gene Ontology annotation, molecular function: ATP hydrolysis activity; ATP binding; ABC-type peptide transporter activity. NCBI's taxonomy places the organism in Eukaryota, Metazoa, Chordata, Actinopteri, Clupeiformes, Engraulidae. The annotation marks the transcript as partial. Gene Ontology annotation, biological process: transmembrane transport. Gene Ontology annotation, cellular component: membrane. The transcript is spliced from 3 exons.